Molecule: messenger RNA, 1449 nt
Organism: Histoplasma mississippiense
Lineage: Eukaryota; Fungi; Ascomycota; Eurotiomycetes; Onygenales; Ajellomycetaceae
Exons: 1
Coding region: 1-1449 (482 amino acids)
Cellular component (GO): cell septum; cell periphery
Molecular function (GO): chitin synthase activity
Source: RefSeq, a predicted model, not a curated record
AUGGCUAAGUACUAUUUCGCAGACAAGGCAGAGCAGUGCGAGGACCUGUUUGACUUCGGCAAAUGCCAUCUUGGUGAAGACCGUUGGCUCACUCAUCUUUUCAUGAUUGGUGCAAAGGAGCGAUACCAAAUUCAGAUGUGUACCAGCGCGUUUUGUAAAACGGAGGCUGUUCAAACCUUCCGAAGUUUGCUAAAGCAGCGAAGAAGAUGGUUCCUCGGAUUUAUCACGAAUGAGGUGUGCAUGCUUACCGAUAUUCGUUUGUGGUAUCGAUAUCCCAUGUUAUGUCUUGUACGCUUUAUGCAAAAUACCAUCCGUACUACUGCGUUACUAUUUUUCAUCAUGGUCAUAUCGGUUAUGACUACGUCUAACAAAGUAGAAAACUUGCCUGUGGGGUUUAUUGCAGUGUCUCUGGGUUUAAAUUACCUUCUCAUGCUCUAUUUUGGCGCAAAGCUUCGACGCUACAAGGCGUGGCUUUACCCUAUAAUGUUCAUUCUGAAUCCAUUCUUUAACUGGCUCUAUAUGGUCUAUGGGAUUUUUACAGCUGGUCAGCGGACAUGGGGCGGGCCGAGGGCUGACGCAGCUGCAGCGGAUGAAAACACUACACCGGAACAAGCUGUCGUCAAGGCAAAAGAAACAGGUGACGAACUUAAUAUUGAUGUGGAUACUUUCCGGGCGCUGGCCGAAGGAAAGUCGUCCGUUCCCAUCCAUCCAGCGGAAGUGGUAGAAGGUCGGUUCGCAGCACCGGAUCUACAACCAAACGGAUACUAUUACACCGAGAAUGACAACACGUCUACAAUGACCUUUCCAGACUUCCCGCAGCGGAACCCAGCCGUCGCUCCUCUACCGUUACACCCUCGAGCAUCUUUUGACUCAGACUGGACAAACGGAUCUAAUUCCAUGAUCCACCUACCACGCACAGUGGAGAGUAUUAUGGGAGAAGAGGACCAGAGGAAAGUGCAGCUUGCACGCCAGUCAAGGGUAUGCUCUAGCGUUGGUGUAGAGAUAGGGGAUCUCGAAGAUGGCCGCGACUCGAUGUGGGGCGGGGACUCAAGAUCUGAGAGCCGAGGUCGAUCUAUUUCCAGGGGGAAGAGCCCUGCGUGCUCUUCUACACGGUCUGGAAAGCUAUCUAACUCCGCAGCAGGCGUACUCACCUAUGAUGGGAUGAACAAUGGAGGGAGUGGGAGUCUGAUCCCGCCGGAUACGGGGAUAUUUGAGCCGACGCGGAUUCGGGCGGGGCGGAGUCCGCUGGGGAGGAACAGUCCAGUCCGAGCCGCUGAGGACGGUGUAGCGGAUGCAUCGCCUUCAACUUCACCUUCACCUGAAAAAAACCACCAUCAAGAUGAGAAGCCGGAUGAAGGGACAGAACAAGCUGAGGCUUCUGGAACGAAGAAGAAGCGGAAACGAUCGCGGCUAGUGAAAAGGUCGCGGGAUCCGGGAGAUAUAGUUUGA